Messenger RNA from Aureobasidium musti, 492 nucleotides. The record is from the annotation of a GenBank genome assembly. NCBI's taxonomy places the organism in Eukaryota, Fungi, Ascomycota, Dothideomycetes, Dothideales, Saccotheciaceae.
AUGUCGACCACUGAAUACCUGAACAGAACCGAUAAGCGCUACAAAAUCGCAGCGUCCGAUCCCGAGAAAGCAACCAUAUGCUACCUCGUUCUUCCGACUCAAGCUGCACAAUGGGAGGUACAGCUCGAUCCGAUGUGUAGUAGUACUGACAGUGUCUUUGGAAGUUCAGCAAGCUCCAUAUUGGUCGAUCGCAACUCCAUGAGCCUGACUGAAGACCAUCAACGACGCUUUGCUCGGGCGCUGCUGCACCUUGGCUUGAAGCCGUCCGUACAUCCAUCUCAGCUACGUGGAGCUUUGUCUGCAACUUCUACUGUCAGCAAUUCCUCCACACCUUCGAGACAAGUGCCCUUCCCUACUACGAACCAGAACGUAUCUUUCGAGGAGAAAACUAAGAGAGAUGCCGCCACUACGGAACGCAUCAAAGGGUUGGAAAAGAGUCAGUGGCCGAAGCUGAUGCUGCUCGUCGAUCACAACUUCGAUGAUCUUCGAUGA